Striga asiatica is the source of this 1845-nucleotide messenger RNA. Lineage: Eukaryota; Viridiplantae; Streptophyta; Magnoliopsida; Lamiales; Orobanchaceae. The record is from the annotation of a GenBank genome assembly.
AUGAAAUUCGAAUUGGGAUCAAUUUCCCUCCUAAAGCUCACAGUCGUAAUCCUAUCACUCGCCAAAAUCAUCUCCCAAAACGAACAGCCUUACCAAACAUGCCGCCGCACAUUCGAGUGUGGGGACAUAACUGAAAUAGGGUACCCAUUCUGGGGCGGCGACCGGCCCCAAUCCUGCGGCUACCCUAGCUUCGGCCUCACCUGCCUCGACAACACCCCGCGCCUCAACAUCUCUUCCGCAUCCUAUCGAGUCCUCGAAAUCAACAGCACAACCCGAACGCUGAGAAUCGCUCGAGACGAUUUGUCGAGCACCUUGUGUCCCAGAUUCAUCCACCGCACAGUCCUCGAUUCAUCCCCAUUCCACAUCUAUUCAGUCCACGGCGACCAGAACGUCACCCUUCUCUACGGCUGCGGCGCCAGCCGCCCGCCGCCGGAGGCUCCGCCGGUUCACAACCGGUUCGAUUGCGACGUCAACGGAUCGAGCACGUGGGGAUAUUAUCUGACGGAAGGGUUGAUUCGGCAGUGGAGCAACGUGACGGGCGCGUGCGAGGAGAAUAUUACGGUGCCGGUGGGCGCGAGCGCGGCGAGGGAUCUGGCGAAUGUGACGGUUGGAUCGGUGGGCGUGUUGCGGGAGGCGCUGGGGGAAGGGUUUUGGGUCGGGUGGCGGGCGGACGACGAGAGGUGCAGGGGUUGUGUCGGGUCGGGCGGGUUGUGCGGGUGCGAUCCGGAUUCCGGGUCGUUCGCCUGUUAUUGCGCGGAUGGAACUCGCGAUUACAGCUGCAAUGUUACGGGAAACAACAAUAACUUGAAUACAGGAUUGCGUAUUGGCCUCCCUAUCGGCUGUGCCGUUCUUGCUUGUAUUGGAAUCGGAUGGCUUGUUUUAUACUUCAGGCAGAGCAAGAAGCAGCGUGUGGAGCGUCUCGGCUCGCGAUCCAACCGAAGCAUGAGCAAGGAAAUUAUCACUCCUUGGAGCAAGCCUCUCUCUAGGCCUCCCUCAACUAAUGCCAGUAAAAGCGGGCACUUGUUCAGGACAACUUCAAACUCCAACCUCGGCUGGGGCAGCAUGUAUUACGGUGUCCAAGUGUUUGAUUAUGCCGAGCUUGAAGAGGCUACCGACAAUUUCGAUCCUUCGAGAAUCCUGGGAGACGGCGGGUUUGGCACUGUGUAUCAUGUUGCUGUAAAGAGGCUGUACGAGAACAACUUGAAGCAGGUGGAGCAGUUCAUGAAUGAAGUGAAGAUCCUCACAAACCUCCGCCACAAAAACCUCGUCUCCCUAUACGGCUGCACUUCCCGUCGCAGCCGCCAGCUCCUUCUCGUCUACGAGUUCGUCUCCAACGGCACAGUCGCCGACCAUCUCCACGGCCGCCUUCGCCGCGCCAACCCAUCAUCCCAUCUUCCCUGGCCCGUCCGUCUCGACAUCGCACUAACAGAAAAGAGUGACGUGUACAGUUUCGGGGUUGUCCUGGUCGAGCUUUUAUCUUCUCUAAUGGCGGUCGACACGAACAGGCACCGCCAGGACAUAAACCUGGCGAGCAUGGCCAUUAGCAAGAUACAGAACCGGGCUCUGGACGAGCUGGUGGAUCCGAGCCUUGGGUUCGGGACGGAUGCUGAGGUUAGGAGGGCGGUUACGUCUGUGGCUGAGCUGGCGUUCUGGUGCCUGCAGUGGGAGAGAGAUAUGAGGCCGUCGAUGGGGGAUGUGCUGGCGGGCCUUAGGCGGAUUCGAGAUGGGGGCCAUAAGGUAGAGGUCCUGGACUUGAGGUCCGGUGACGAUGUGGGCCCACCGCUGAGGGAGAGUAUGGAGCCACCAUCUCCGGAUAGCGGGUCGGGUCAGAAUUCUAGUGGGUGA